Molecule: messenger RNA, 1854 nt
Organism: Arthroderma uncinatum
Lineage: Eukaryota; Fungi; Ascomycota; Eurotiomycetes; Onygenales; Arthrodermataceae
Product: translation elongation factor Tu
Exons: 6
Coding region: 1-1854 (617 amino acids)
Biological process (GO): translation
Molecular function (GO): GTPase activity; GTP binding
Source: RefSeq, a predicted model, not a curated record
AUGUCUCGCCAUCGGGUGAAAAAUAUCAGUUACGACGAUGACGACUUCGACGAUGAAGUCGAUGCUGACGAGAAUGAGCUCUCCCCCGAAGACCGCGAGCAGAUGAAACUCCGAACCGUCGAGGUGCAACAGCUAUUACGGUCUCUGAUACCACCUAUCGAAGCUAAGGAAGAUGAUAUCUGGGAGGCUCUUUGGCAUUAUUACUACGAUGUAGACAAGUCUGUCGACUACUUGAAGAAGAAAUACCAACCGCAGGAAAAGAAGGAAGCGAAGACAAAGACACCCACUGCUGCUGCAAAAAAGAAGAAUACAGCUGGAUCGCCAGUGUCAAGCUUCCCAUUACCUUGUUCGGCACACUUCUGCGCGCACGACUUCUUUAAAGACUCGCCGUGGUUAAAUAUUCCGCCGCACCGGAAGGCGGAUAUCCUCAUUGAACCGCUGUUUCCUGGACUUGGGCUGCUUGGGGGUUCGUCCUCGGAGAAACCGGGGAAGAUGUCGAAACUGGCUGCUCUGGCUGCUGCGCGCAAGAGAAAAGAGAGUGAGAAACAAAAGCCUCAGGGUGACAAGGGAGUGAGUGGAUCGUCUCUGGGUACUCCGGAAGAAAAUGCCCAGGAGCAAGGGAGUAAGGCUCUCUCAUUGCGGGAUCGGCUGGCAGGAGUUGGGAGAAGCAGGACGUCUCCUACUUCCAGGCCGAUUGGAACCACGAUGGGAGGGAGCGGGACGCCAGGUAAUGAAUCAUUACAGACGGCCGAUUCUGUGAGAGCAGCUUCAAAUGUGCCGGAGAAGGCACAGAUACAACACGAAAAGCCUGCACUACCUGAAGUUACUGAACUACUGGCCGCAGACCCGUCUGAGUUUGCGGCAACUAUAAUUGGGGAAAAGCGAACGCCAAAGGCCACCAUACCGUCCAGCGUCCCACCCGACGAAUAUAACCUGUUCAACUUUGUCGUUCAGGAUCUUACUGAAGUUUAUAAUUUUGCAGAACCCAGCCCCGAUGAUAUCGUUAUAGGAGCCCAGAAUGCCGCCAAAGAAAAAAAGGCGAAACGGAACGCAAAUCAACAGGUAACCGGAAAGGCCCAGGGUGACCUAGCUGGUAGUGUACAACAGCUCUCAGUCGAAACGGUGAAAGUGAAGAGCAAAAAUUUGAAUGUAUUAGAGGAACAUCGCAAAGCAAAGAGGAAGAAGGCUGCAAAUUUUGUUGUUAUUGGCCAUGUUGACGCAGGCAAGAGCACGCUGAUGGGAAGGCUGUUAUAUGACCUUAAAGCUGUUGACCAGCGGACACUAGAUAAAUACCAGCGUGAAGCUGAUAAAAUCGGAGACAUCUUCAGAGGAGGCAUCCAGAACCCGCUCUCGAUAUCUGGGAGGAUCGAUGCUGGCCAUCUCCAGAUGGGAGACCAGCUACUCGUCAUGCCAAGUGGGGAGAAGACAGUUGUCAAAAGCCUGGAAGUUGAUAGCGAGCCUGUAGACUGGGCUGUGGCGGGGCAGAAUGUCGUCCUCCACCUGGCUGACAUUGACCCGAAACACCUUAGGAUCGGUGACAUCGUCUGCAGCCCGAUCUCGCCGGCGCAAAACAUCACCUCUUUCACAGCCAAGGUCCUCGCCUUUAACCACCUGACGCCGAUGCAUAUCGAUGUGCACCGAGGGCGCCUGCAUGUUCCUGGCCGUAUCACGCAGCUGGUGGCUACGCUGGAUAAGGGGUCAGGGAAGGCAACGAAGCGGAGACCCAAGAUUGUGGCUCCGGGCAAUGUGGCGAGGGUGCUGGUAGAACUCGAUCAGUCUAUCCCGUUGGAGGCUCCUGCGCGAGUAGUGUUGAGGGCUUCUGGGGACACCGUUGCCGCCGGGCUGCUCGAGUGA